UGAGCGGAGAGAGGAGGGACCCACGAACACUCUGUGCAUUUGAACCGAGUCCCCUCUCCGCCCCGCUGUCUCCUCCACCGGAGGCGGGCAAUUAGAGGUCUGAAAAAAUAGGUCUGCGAUUGCUGGGCAGAUGAAUUAGUUGGCGUUCAGUGUCUGUAUGGAGGGUAAGUUCUGUGCGCAGGGGGCCAAAAAUGUCGGGGAUGUAUGGAGUCACGACGCACGACGCAGCGCGGCUCGUCAUGACCUGAAGUGAAUCACCACGGGAUUGCGUUAGUGACGUGAAAUUUAGGUUGGCUGCAAUUAGGCAUGGCUUGUGCGCCGCAUAUUUACCAGCAGCUGUAGCCUCAUAGCUGCUUUUUCCCCCUCCACCAUUUUCAUCACCAUUUUCUUUUUGCUUAUUGUUUUUCUCUGAGUCAUUUUUUAUAUAAUGUAGCAGCUUUGCAUCAAAAGACAUUUCACUACAUCCGGAACUUGCGCAAACUAUCUUGCGCUGUAUUGCAUUUUUCCCCCUAUUAAGUAAAGAGCGUGGCUGCUCUGCGCCGGUCAAGUGUUUGCGGAUUUCUUUCUGGACACGGCGCUUCAUGCUUCGUGCACCUGUGGACGCCUGCAAAGGAGGAAGCGAGGACGCCUUUUGUGAUUUCUUUUUUUUUUUUUUACCCACCCCACGCUCACACACGCACUUACGAGGGUCGGUUUAUUUGUAGUGUCUUUCCAGCGAAUUAAAGCGUCUGUCGGAUGCACGGCUGGAUUUCAAGCAGUCUGAAAGGUCUGGUCAGAUUCAGCACCACAUCGGCUCUGAACAGCUCCCGGUCGUCGCGUGUGGAUGGGCUCUGUCGGUCUCCGCGCCUCCUGCAGCUCCUAACUACCGGCAACAAUGGCAUCACACGGGUUCUGGUCUCUUGGCGGAGAUAAUGCCGGGGCCAAUACCGGGAGUCAGAGCCCGAGUACGCCCAGGGCUUGGUGCCAAGCAGCGGCCCAGAAAUUAUCCGGAGGAAUUGGAUCGAAAUUAUGUGCGCUGCUAAAUGUCGGGGAGGUGGAGAAAGCCGCCGAGCCGGGCGCCAAGCAGCCGCCAGAGACGGCUGCAGGAACCUGCGGCUGCAACAAAUCCUGCAACUGCACCAAAGCUGCUGUGGGCUUCUCCGACCUCUAUUCAACAGACCUGUUACCGGCCACGGACGGUGAUACCAAAACGAUGACCUUCCUGCAGGAAGUUGUGGAUAUUUUACUGGCCUACAUAGUGGAGUCUUUCGACCGGGAAACGAAAGUUAUUGAUUUUCAUUAUCCGAACGAGCUGCUUCAGAUGAACAACUGGGAGCUGCAGGACGAACCUGCGACUCUGGACGACAUCUUGAUCAGCUGUCGCGCUACAUUGAAAUACGCCAUCAAAACAGCCCACCCCAGGUACUUCAAUCAGCUCUCCACGGGAUUAGACAUGGUCGGACUUGCAGCCGAUUGGCUAACAUCCACCGCCAACACCAAUAUGUUCACCUAUGAGGUAGCUCCUGUCUUUGUGCUGCUGGAGUACGUCACUCUGAAGAAGAUGAGGGAGAUCAUUGGCUGGCCGGAUGGGCGAGGAGAUGGCAUUUUUUCUCCUGGUGGUGCUAUUUCUAACAUGUACGCCAUGCUGCUGGCCCGCUUCAAGAUGUUCCCUGAGGUGAAAGAGAAGGGAAUGUCAUCCGUUCCCAGACUGGUGGCCUUCACAUCCGAACAUAGCCAUUUUUCAAUCAAAAAAGGUGCAGCAGCUCUCGGCAUUGGGACCGAAAGCGUGAUCUGCAUCAAAGCAGAUCAAAGCGGUAAAUUGAUCCCAGCUGACCUUGAGAGGCGAAUACUGGAGGCAAAACAGAAGGGUUUUGUACCUUUCUUCGUAAGUGCGACUGCUGGGACAACAGUGUACGGAGCUUUUGACCCCCUCAUUGCCAUUUCUGACAUUUGCAAAAAGUACAACAUCUGGAUGCACGUGGAUGGAGCAUGGGGAGGAAGUCUGCUCAUGUCCAGGAGACACAGGUGGAAGCUGGACGGAGUUGAGAGGGCCAAUUCAGUCACAUGGAAUCCACACAAAAUGAUGUCCGUCCCUCUGCAGUGUUCUGCCCUGCUGGUCAGAGAGGAGGGUCUUAUGCAGAACUGCAACCAGAUGCACGCCUGCUACCUAUUCCAGCAGGACAAACACUACGAUCUUUCUUACGACACCGGAGACAAGGCGCUGCAGUGUGGACGUCAUGUGGACAUCUUCAAGCUGUGGCUCAUGUGGAGAGCUAAGGGCACCAUUGGGUUCGAGGCUCAGAUUGACAAGUGUCUGGAGCUGUCCGAGUACCUCUACAACAAGAUUAAAGACAGGGAAGGAUACGAGAUGGUCUUUGAUGGCAAACCUCAGCACACCAACGUCUGCUUCUGGUACCUGCCGCCUGGCAUCCGCUACAUGGAGGACAAAGAGGAGAGAAAGAAACACCUGCACAAGGUGGCUCCCGUCAUAAAAGCCAGAAUGAUGGAGUACGGGACAACUAUGGUGAGCUACCAGCCACAAGGGGACAAGGUCAACUUCUUUCGCAUGGUGAUCUCAAAUCCUGCUGCUACCUUUGAGGACAUCGACUUUCUUAUUGAGGAGAUUGAACGACUUGGCCAGGAUCUAUAAGACACAUCUCUCCAAAUCCUCUUGUACUUUUCCCCUUGACGGAUGAAUUGUUUGUCGUGAAUGUACUGGUAAACUUAUUUUCUUUUCUCUCAAUCUUUCCUCCAAAGUCUCAUAUUUAAGAGUAUAUUUGAGACAAAAGAUCUGCAGAUAUAUCCAUAUAUUACGUAUUGUAGCUUUGCCGUGGGCUGACUUGGUCCAAAGCUAUGUAAAAGUGCUUCUGUCUGCUUCUCCUGUAGUGUAGUAGAUCCCAGAGUAGUGUAAGUGACGUAACUUUAUAUGUAAUUUUUGUGAUAUGAAAUGCUUGUGCAAUAAGUCGAUGAGAAAGAGUUUAUUUCUCAAUCAUUUCUCAUUUGCCGAGUCCGUUGUUAAGUGCCAAACGUGGUUGUGUUCUAUUGUAACUUUAAAGCAUUUUAAACUUCUCGUUUAAAACAAAAAUAGCACUUCACCUUACCUCAGCUUAAUCAACUGCCUUUACAUCUGCACAUUACACUCAAAGCAGGGCAGAACUCCUUCUCUUACCUGGUGUUGUUACGCAGUGCCAGCACAUGUUAAAGACAUAACCCAGCCAGAGCAGACUGCAUGAUGGAAACGUGAAAACAGAGCAGUUCAAAGCAUUUACAAUCAAGCCAGUUCACCACCCAUCACCUCUGCCUUUGACAGUUCAACCUGCAGCUCAUGAUGCUGCUCUGCUUAUUGAUUAUUAAGACUUUUUUACUCUCUUUCUAAUAUAUUUAGGCGAUAAAGGCUUGUAAAACCCAUGUCGCUGGACAUUGUUGACUUGCUACAUGAAUACAUCGAAAUGGGAUCCAUUUCCAUCCUUGCUGUAUAAUUAGCUUUGCUCCAUAUGUUAGAAUGAAGAUCGGCACUUGAGCUAUAAUCCUUAAGUUUCCAGUGUAUUGAACUGCAUUGAAUAGAUUUCAGAUUUUCUGCAGUAGUCAUCAACUGUAUUUGUGUCCUGUUACUGUUGCUAUGUGUGGUAGUAGUACCAGUUGUUUUCCAAAGCAUUUCACCUAACAACCUUGUUUUUUCAUUGCAUAUUUGACAGACUAACUGCUGAAAGCCAAUCUGCUGCCUCCAGGGGCCAUUACAUACAUGUAUUCAUUUCCUUGGACUGAGUAGCACACCAAGGUAGUAGUUGAGUAGACUUUUUUUUUUCUCUUCUUGGAAAGGACACCAACUGUGCACAUGACCAGACAUGUCCAAGGGUCUACAGUUUGCUUUAUGUAGGCUGUGUUGGGAACAUUAGUUUAGUCCAAACAACAUAAUGAGUCUAAUGUAAAUUACUUCAAAUUCUCUUAGAAUUCUUCUUGACCGCUUGACAUUUUCAUUUUAAAGGAGGACAAAUUAGGUAAUUGUUUGACUAUUUGAUCACAACCCUGAUGUUUCAAUACAGCUCCCAAAUUAAAUUCAUUGCUCAGUAGAGGUAUACCCCAAAUACGUAGGGUUACCUUCCUGCCAGCCUGCAUCAUUAACUCACAUCUUUGAGACUUGAAAAGGGGAAGACGUACAAAGAAGCAUGUUGAAAUUUAGUCCUUGCCUUGUUUCUUUUGCACAACAGUAUAUGGGAAGUAUGUCCAAUUGAUCAUUUAGGCAAAGUGCUACCAAGGUGCCCCAAAGGGCAUCAUAGCCCUGGCUUCACUGCAUGCCCACUGCCAUUUAUAUACAGGGAAUUUGCAGUACUAAAGAUUCACUAUGAAUGGAUCUGUUAUCUAACUUUGUGGAUAUUCCUUGUACAGAGAGUCUAUGUCAACGUUUGGCAAAAAAUGCCUAUAUAUUUUGUUUUAUUUAAAAUGUUACAAAUGAAUUGCUUUUUAGUGCUGGUUGCAGUGAACCUACUGGAACUUGGAUGUUACAGGGUACAUGGUGCAUUGCCCAGGUGGCAGUUUAAGUCAUAUCCCCUUUUUUCGCCCCAUCAGGUUCUUUAAUUCCAGUACCAUCUCUGGGCACUGCUCCCAAAGCUUUGUGGCACCGAAUUGCCGCUAGCCUGCCAAAUAAACCAGGACAGAAAUCUUAAGGAUUAUAACUUUAAAUAUGAAAGAAAAGAUUUUCUUUUUGUAGUCAUGCUUUUGAAUGAGCACUUACUGAAAGGUUGUGGAUCUUAAGAAACCAAGAAUUGGGCAAUAAUGGGGUAUUGUUGGGAUAUAGGAUCUUAACCUGAUUUGCAGCUACUGUAUACCUGACAUUACUUGCACUAAAUCACUGUUGGGAGGAGCUGCAUCCCUUUGCAUUGCAACUGAGAUUUUGUCUUUCUGCAUUCACAAGCAAUAUUUGAGUAUGGGUCCAAUAUAUAUAUCUAUAUAUAUAUACAUACGCAUAUAUGUAUCCUGCAUAAUAUCAAAAGGAUCAAUAGUAAAUGAUAAUCAAGUUUCCAGACCAAACCCAUGGUAGUUUGCAAAAAACAAGGACAAAAAAAGAAACCUGGAGUAAAAGCAUGCUUAUUGUAGGCGGGUUAGUUGGAAUGUGAACCCUGAUUUAUCAGGCAGAGGUUCUGUAGCAUUUUCAUUAGAACAAGUUAGAAAAGCACAAUUAUAGCUCAACAUGGUCGGUCAGUGAACAAUCACUUUUGAUCAUAGACUGUAAAUAGUAUUUCAAGAUGUCCUAAGUACAUAUCUUUGUGUAUACAUACGUGUAUAUAAGACAUUUAACCAGAGACUAUUUGUGAGGUAAAGUUCUUCAUAUUUUCUCUAUCUCCAAUAUAGAUUACCUGUAUUUUCAUCCGGUUUGUCCAAAAGGCUUUUUUCCUUGUGUGUAUGUAUGUAUGUAUGUUCGAUACUUGAUUUGUGACUUCUAGCUAUUUCAAAGAUGUGUUUCAGGGACUGGCUUUAAAGAAAUUGAUAGAUUUUACUUUGAAAUACUUCCAAGUCUUACUCAGAGACUCGGGUGUUUGGAUUUUCAAUGAAUAUGCAAAGCCAUUUUGACUCUGAAGCCCCGUGUUUUUCGUGCACAAGUGAUACUUGACGGUAUGUGCCAACUGUGUACCUUAGUGUGUUUGUAAGUGUGUUGCCUUAGUAUGAAUUUUUCAGUAUUGUCUAGUUUUCCUCCAAAUGGGAGGUUGUGCACUUUAGAGUAUACACAUGAUCAAAUAACGUGCAAUGUCCGAUGGUUGUCCAUAAAUUGAUGUUUAAAAAAAAUUCUACUACUCAAGAUAUGUAAUUUAAGCUCUUUGGUCUGAAUGUGCACUGAAUCGAGGGUCUGCCAGAAAUGAAAGGAUUUAAUUUUUUCUCAGUUUGUAGAUAUUGUAAAGCUUCUCCUUUAAAUGUUUUACAUCUCAACGGAGAGUUGCCUAAAGUUUCAAAUUUUUACUUUCUGUUUCGCCCCAAACCAAAAUUGGCUUCCACACUGUGACACAGACAGCAUGAUUUAUUACAGCGACAAUAAAAUCUCUCUUUGGUAGUCUCGGAAAGCCAGACACUUUGUUUCUCUUGCUGCUGCUGCUAGACUUGCUUCCUUUGCACGACAUGCAUGCGAUGCCUUGCCUAUCCAGCUUGUUUGAUAUACAGUCUCCUAUAUAUCUAUUUAUAUCUAUCUCUCUCUAUAUAUAUACAUAUAUACAGUUUGUGUAGCUCCUGUAAUUAGCUUUAGUGUCCGAUGUAUAGCUUAGCUUGUAGAUUAGUGCUGUCGCUCUAGCCUUUACAUGUGAUCUCUGUGUCUUGAGCUUCCUGUAAAGUUUCUUUGUGCCGCCAGCAUGCUAACCUCGCCUAGCAUUGUACUCCUCUCCGCGCUUGAUCUGACUUUCUCUAUCCUCUGUCUUUCUGCUUGAAGACUGUCGCAGCUCUGAACGUAGCGUAUUAUAUCUAUAUGUGUAGUCCCUCAGCAUGUCUUUCUGAAAGCUCCUCUCUGCUCUGCGCCUGUACGACCUUUUUCUCUCUUUCUCUUCCGCUUCGCCCUCUGGUAGCAGUGACAACGUAUCCUCGCGCUUUCCUCUGACGUUUCUCGGCUGCCCGCUGUCGUUCUGUUCGCGUGUCUGAGACGGUGUGUUGGCAUGUGUCAUGGUGCCCACAGUGUCACCGUUUCUGAUGUUUGUUUCACAAAGGCCCUUGACUCUGUGGGAUGUAUGCGAAAUAAAUUUAACUUAGACUUUAACAAAUAUAUAAGGAAAAAUUAGACCCUAGUUUCUUGCUUAUGAGAAAUAUUGUUUAUAAGAACAGUUAAAACUCCCAGUAUUCAGAGUGCAGAUCAUUUCACUGAAUAUGGUGCAAUUUUGAAUCAUACAUUCUGCAAACUGCUGUGCUGGCUUUAUCAAACGUUCAUUUGUCCUGAACUAUAUGUUGCUCUUGGGAAAAUAGAAAUAAAUAUUGCCAAAACAAACAAAAAA
Molecule: messenger RNA, 6944 nt
Organism: Maylandia zebra (zebra mbuna)
Lineage: Eukaryota; Metazoa; Chordata; Actinopteri; Cichliformes; Cichlidae
Gene: gad2
Product: glutamate decarboxylase 2
Biological process (GO): GABA shunt; GABA biosynthetic process
Cellular component (GO): cytoplasm
Molecular function (GO): pyridoxal phosphate binding; glutamate decarboxylase activity
Source: RefSeq, a predicted model, not a curated record